Molecule: messenger RNA, 5750 nt
Organism: Cephus cinctus (wheat stem sawfly)
Lineage: Eukaryota; Metazoa; Arthropoda; Insecta; Hymenoptera; Cephidae
Gene: klu
Product: protein glass
Exons: 2
Coding region: 1558-3459 (633 amino acids)
Biological process (GO): regulation of transcription by RNA polymerase II
Molecular function (GO): RNA polymerase II cis-regulatory region sequence-specific DNA binding; DNA-binding transcription factor activity
Source: RefSeq, a predicted model, not a curated record
UGCCGCGAGGGUGGGGGGUGUUGCUGCACGCGCCGGAGGGGCGAGGCCGGAGGAUCCGGAGUGGGGGAAUAUCACCUCCGUGAAACUCAAACACCCGCCACGAGUGAGUCUCACAGUCGGCGCGGGACUGCGCUACAAGGAACGUCGAAUUUUUUUGUUACGCGACGCAUUUUGACCUCCACGUUAUCACUUGCCUUCCUUGUUCUCGUCGUCGUUGUCGUCUUCAUCAUCCUCAGUAUCAACGUCAUCGACGAAAUCAAACCUUACGUCACCCUCAUUCUCGUCCUCGCAGUCGUCACCGUCGUCGUCAUCGCCAUCUACUCUUCCCCGUUCCUUCUUGGUCCUUUCCCUCGCGCACGUAUCGGCCGACGGCGUGCGAUUCGCAACAAAAAGUUCUUCCUCCCAGUGUGGCUGCUACUCAUCCUACUCCACUCCGUCGGACCUUGUCCUGCUGCAACGACAUGUCGACGACACAACCACGCGCGGGAUAACGCAGCCUCCAGCCGUGGCCAGAGGUCACUGGAUUCCUUCCACCUCACAUUCCAGUCUUGCCUGGUGCUCUUAUUCGUUUAUUCACUGAUUCAAUCAGGCAGUGAUAGAAUUUCAUUUCGCAUUCGAAUCACCGUACCGCCGAGGGACGAAGAGUAUUCGAAUAUCGUCUCAAGAGAUUAAUGUUUUGAGUGAACAAGUGAGUAAUUUGAUGGCGAUCGGUUGUUGUGGCUACACAUGGUGCGCGGAACCUUUGCCCCCCUGUGCCUGCUCGAACCUGGACGGAUCUUAGGUGACAUGACUGGCCCCCCCCCGUCAGUUACGUCAACGGAUCAUGGGACUUCCCCGAAGAGAGACGUACUUCUGUCGGUGCUGAGGAGACGCGAGAGGCGAUAACUUAAUCUUUUACUGCCGAGAGCUUGACGCCUGAAUAAAGGACGACUGCAGGACGUGCCUUGUCAAGUGUUGCGAUGCUGCAACCAAUUUCUCGAAUUAUGUAGCCAGAUUGCGCGAGUUGUUUGGAAAUGAAAAGUCAAGGAAGCUUUCGCUCAUGAAAGUUUGAAUCAUGCGAUAACGAGACGAAAUAACAAAGUUGUUACUUUUGCUGAUAAAAAUUAUGAAUUGAACGUGCUGUUAUUGUUGCUGUUGCUGUUGCUUCGCUCUGGUCGAAAUUUCGUUGAUGGUGCUGAUAUUGGUGCUACUAGUGACAGUGCUGAUGUUAUUGGCUGCGUUGGUGCUAGUGGACUUUUUCGAAAAGUCAUCGACGAUUCAAGUGAUUGGUCGUCUGAUUGGUGUGACAGACGACACAGCGAAUUUCGUUUUUAAAGAAAUAGCGUCGAUGUGUGCGCCAGUGUGGUCCCACCAACUGGAAAAGCUGAACGUGCUGUCGUCCCCUCUCGUUCUGGUUUCGCCCUUCCAGCCUGCCAGCCGACCCAAAGCCGACUGUGACAAUAGAUAAAAGCGAAAAAGGUGGGAGGGAGGAGAAUCGCGGUAGGAGGGGAGGCGUCGGUGGGAGAAGGGUCAGUAAGGGCAAGAAGGGGCCCAGGCGGCGGGUGCCGCGUCUCAUCGAUGACGAUGGCCGAGAGCGCCGUGGAGGACGCCGCGGCGCCCCCAGGGCCAACGAAGCCACCUCCAUGUACAAAUAACAACACGCUCGCCGCGACGGCGAACCGUAAUCAUCGGCCGCGCAAGCGGAAGCGGCUCUCCCAGGUCCUGGAUAUCCUUCAGGCGCACAGAAGCUCACCCUCCGAAGGAGAAGUCUUCAGAUUCGACGGGUCCGUCGUGUCGGAGGAGGACGAGGACGUAUUCGGUUCGCCCAGAUCGUCGAACCUCGAGAGUCCAGGCAUUACUUUCUCUCCGUUGCGACUCAAGGAGGAAGGUAGUCCCUCUUCUUCGGCGCCCGUAAAUGUCUCGACGAGCGGGCCUGGGCAGGGCCCAGCGUCGGCGUCCGUCCCGGCAGCCUCGACCAUUGCGUCGGUCUCAACUAACGCGAGAAUGGCUGAUACCACCCCGACGCCCAUUCAGAUGCCAAAGUCUAUGGCAGUCGUGGACGAGGAGGAAGCCGAUAUCCACCCACGUCGCAGCAAUCUUCAGUUGAGCAAUCAUCAUCGGCACCAUCGUCAUCGUCAUCAUCAUCCAGCGCCAAAAUACUCGGGUUGCGGAUGUACCAACUGCACGGCUUCCUCCGGGAUGCUGCUUCCGUCGCCGACUUCACCUCUCGCGCCUCUCGGACCCCUUGGUACCCUCGCCCCUUUGACGCCCCUGACGCCCCUGUCCCUGACUCCUCUCACGCCAGUCUCACCCACGCCAUACAGCUUCGAGCACUAUCUCCACACCAAGUACCUUCCGGACAUCUUCCCAAGACGAAGCCAGUCAGACUCCUCGGAUGUGCCGAUCUGGGAGUCACCCCGUGGCCUGCUGACAGUCCCUUCUCAGAGCGCUCACCAGCGUCAGCAUUCGCGUUUGCAAUCACAUUCGGAGACGGAGGUUGAAGCGGAAGCGGACCUGACAGCGGCAGCCGGAAGUCGUCACCGAAAGGCUCUCGGGGAACAUGGCUCGACGGUGGGAUGCCCUCAGGAGUCGCCGCUCGACCUCUCGAUGAAGAACGUCGCCGUGGUGGCCGUAGCAGCGGUGGCAGCGGCGGCCGCGGCAGCAGCUGCAGCCGUUUCGACGUGCUCCUCGUCCUCGUCGCAGUCUCAGUCCUCAUCGUUGUCUUCUUCGAAUUCGGCGAAGCCACCGGCGCUCCAGUUGCUGCCGCCCGGUAUCGUGACGAGUCGCGGAGCGGUGAGCGUCCCGGUGGUGCGGGGCGACGUGGCGUCGCCGACCACCAAGGAGAGCGUCGCCGUGCGCUACAAUCUCGAGGUGUCGCCCGUCGUCGAGGAGAUGCCGCCCGGGGCCGACGUGGCCUACGUGUGUCCGGUGUGCGGUCAGAUGUUUAGCCUUCACGAUCGGCUUGCCAAGCAUAUGGCUUCGAGGCAUCGCCGCCAGGGCGCGCAGGACGCCUCCGCGAAAGCCUACCUCUGUGACGUUUGCAAGCGCAGCUUCGCCAGGUCGGACAUGCUCACGCGGCACAUGAGGCUGCACACCGGCGUGAAGCCGUACACCUGCCGGGUGUGCGGCCAAGUCUUCAGCAGGUCGGAUCACCUGAGCACUCAUCAGCGCACCCACACGGGCGAGAAGCCCUACAAGUGUCCGCAAUGUCCGUACGCGGCUUGUCGCCGCGACAUGAUCACCAGACACAUGAGGACCCACGCGUCUCCGCGCUACCCCGACGGCGCCCAGACGCCCAAGACGGAGCUCGUGGUGCCAGGCCUCGAGAGUCCAGAGUCACCCUCGUCUCGCGCCCUGGCCGUUGCGCCCUCGCCCUCCCCGUCGCCCACCUUCGGUUCAACGGCUACACCCGUGUCCACUCCUACGCCGACGCCGACGCCGACGCCCUCUCCUUCGCCCGCAGCCCUCAAGACUGAAUGACCGAGCGACCAUCUUCAUGGCUGCACGGGAGGAGCUACCAGCUCGAUCUUCGACUGAGGAGGUGUCCUGUCAUUCUGGUCUUCGACGCCAGGAGGCGACAUCUCAUCGAGAGGGGACAGUGACCCACAGUAUUAUCGUAUUGUUCAUCGAGGUGGAUGAUCGCGCAAAUAAGAGGGAAAGGCUUUUUCUCGCAGAUCUACUAUAUCUGCUUCUUCUAUAGAUAAGUGUGUUUGCGCCUGUCUCCGCGUAGCUACGUACUUGCACGUAUAGUCGUGGCGAAUCUCUCGGGAAGCUGCUACUUCGAGACGCCCGCCUUCUUCUCCCCCUUCUCCCAGUCCUUGACCCGUCCGCCCUCCCUUCUCCUCCCUUCGCUCCUCUUGACUUCACCCCUCCCCUCCUCACUCCGAUCUACGGACUGUGUGAGGCUCCAGUGCCCACGAUGAAGUUGCCAGAAACAGGCAAAUGCAUUCCUAUUAAAUAGGCGAAAAGCCACGCACACGAGGACGGACUGUCGGCCGAAUCUUUUGCGAAAAAUUAUUUGUAAAUAGUUCUCCGUUGGCUAAACCAUCGGCAAAAGAUUUGGCCCAUCCUUCUUCCUUCUGCCUUGUGACUUUCUCCACUUCCUUUGACGAUCCUCUUUAUCGUCUCCUGUUCCCUUAUCCAUUAUUCUUACGUAGUAUGUCGUGUUCCGCCAGUGACAUUCCCCGGGAGUGUCUUCGUACGCGCGAAAGUAUUCAUGUGCCAAAUUGAAACGGUCAGUCCAACUAACUUACGAUCUAUUUUCUACAAUAAGAUAUCUAUACUCUGUAAGAAACUUUGCGGAUCGCUCGAAUUUAGCUUCGAAGGGAGUCUGUGUGGAAAAUAUUGGCCAGAGGUGGCGUCCGAAUGACGGAUCCCGCGCCCUUGUCCUUCGAAGGCAAAAGGAAAGCGUACCUGCGAACGAAUCAAGUGUGUAAAUUAAGAAAGGGGUGCCCACGUUGGAACGGCUAGUGGAUUCUCGCGAUUCGCACGAUUGCCGCUCUACGUGAGCGAGCGAGUUAAUUGAAAAAAAAACAAAAGAUAACGAAAUAAUGACACAGGAAUCGCAUGUUGUUGUGUUUCUAGAAGGUGUAGUCUAAGGAAAAUUGAAAUUGAAUAUUUUUUAUACACGGUGAAGAUUUUUGCUAAAGACUUUUACGAAAAAAACAAAAAAACAAAAAAAAAAGAUUUUGAUCGAGCUGCGUCAUUUGUUACAGUAGAUAUAAGCUGGUUGUGCAGGGCAUGACCGUUUUCCUGCCUUACGUUUUCCACUCUGCUUUCACUUUUACUGUCACUCUGGUUACGUACUUACGCGCAGCCCCUUUCCUCAGUAGCGUAUUUCCAAAUUCCUCUGCCGUUCCUUUCCACUUUUCGAGAAAAGGACGCGGAAUACAUAUCGCGCCCCAAUGACAAAUGUCGCCUUGUAUUUUUGUAUAUCGAGAUUUUUUUUUUAAUGAUUAAGCGUGUCGUUUAGGACAGAGAAUAGCCGUUAAGUUUGAUAUUUCGAUAUCCGUUACCGAAGAUCUCCGGUACCUCCUCUCUUAUCACUGUCCUUAAUCAGUCACGGUAGAGGACGCGACUGAGGGGGCCAGAGAGUGAUAGGGAGGGAUAGAGAGGACGACGCAGUAUGUCGUCGAAGAAAGAAACGUGCUCGUAAGGGAAAAAGAGUGUGGACUCUCGAGGCAAGGUCCAUGCGCCGCGUCGACGUUUGAGCUAUUGCCGAUCGUCACGUUGGAGGAUUCCUCGUGUAAUUAUUAAAAUUCCGCCAUCCGUACGUUUAUUGUAAUUCUAGUUACGUUGUUAAGUGAUUAAUCAUGUUUAAUGCUUGUGUUAUUUAUUUUGUUAUUUCGUUGCCAAGAGCCCCGCCCUAUUGUCGGUGUUAAAGCGACGUAACGCCAAUCCGCGGGCGUGUAAGCCCCACGGAAAGGACGAUCGGCAGAUUGUCAAUGUAGCCUUGUGUGCAUUUACUAUUGUUAUGAAUAUGUUGAGCAUGUUAAUGAUCCGGUUAACGUAAGUCGUAUUGUUGAGCGGAUGUGGCGUAGCAAGAUAUUUCAUUGUCAGUUUGUCCCAUUCCCGUUUUAAUUAUUUAUCGUCGGGACGAUCGGCUCGGCGAAUCCUGGCCAAAUGUAUUUUUCUAAUUCUAGCAGACGAGACGACCAACACUUAAGUCUUAACUGUGUGUAUAAAUUAUUGAUGAUUGUGUAUGUUUAUUUAUAAAACAUGUUGUGUUUACGAAUCGUGUCAGAAUGGAAGAAAUAUAAUUUUUGAACGAA